AUGAAGUUCCUCGCAUGGACGUUGGCAUUGCCAUUCUUUGCAGAAGCUGCUCCAACAUUAGCCACGACUAGUGAAGCAUGCACAAUCAAGAACCAAAGAAAAGCUUGGCACACGCUCACCCGCAUCGAGAAGCUCGCCUACAUCACCGCCGAAAAAUGUCUCAUGACCUUGCCAGCGAAAUUAGGGCUCAAAGGACCUCGCACGCGCUUCGAUGAGUUCCAAAAAGUACACGUCCUCGCGACAGAAUCGGUCCAUUUCGUAGGAGCGUUCUUGCCCUUCCACCGGUACCUCAUAUAUGCGCAUGAAAGCAUCCUCCAAACAGAAUGCAACUACACCGGCGCUCAACCUUACUGGGACGAGCCACUUGAUGCCGGCAACUUCUCUUCCUCUGUUGUGCUCGAUGCAGUGACGGGCUUCGGAGGAAAUGGUGCAGGACUGAGUAAUUGCGUCAACGACGGGCCGUUCAAAGACUACGUCAAUGCUAUUGGGCCGUUUCAGCAAAUCACGGAUCACUGCAUUGAUCGAAGGAUCGACGACUGUGCGAGUGCGCAGGCCGCGUCGAAGGAUUUCCGCAUGGUGCUGGCCAUGGUGGAAUCGGUGGACAGGUGA
Molecule: messenger RNA, 609 nt
Organism: Didymosphaeria variabile
Lineage: Eukaryota; Fungi; Ascomycota; Dothideomycetes; Pleosporales; Didymosphaeriaceae
Exons: 3
Coding region: 1-609 (202 amino acids)
Molecular function (GO): oxidoreductase activity
Source: RefSeq, a predicted model, not a curated record